This is a messenger RNA of Solanum lycopersicum (tomato), 932 nucleotides long. The record is from RefSeq and is a predicted model, not a curated record. Lineage: Eukaryota; Viridiplantae; Streptophyta; Magnoliopsida; Solanales; Solanaceae.
UUAUGGACAGAACUAAUCUACUUUAUCUUAUUAUUAUCCAAUAGUAAUAGGAAUAAUUAAGGAGAGUUAUUAUCUUUUAUAUGCAGGAAUGUAAGUACAAAAAAGAGGCCCAAAAGUUGAAAGAGGAAUUUUUGUGGGUUGUGGCAGAAAUAGAGAAUCCAUUGGCCAAAUUAGAGCUUAUAGAUAGCAUUAACAAAAUGGCUCUCUCUCAUCUCUUUGACAAGGAAAUCAUGGUGUUUCUACAAAACAUGGAAAAGCUCAAGGAUUCUGAUAAUGAAAUGGAUCUCUAUUCAACUGCUUUAUAUUUUAGGAUUUUUAGGCAGUAUGGCUAUAAUGUGACACAAGAUGUAUUCCUUAGCUAUAUGGAUGAAAUGGGUGAAAAAAUCAAUGUAGACACAAACAUGGAUCCAAAAACAAUGAUGCAACUAUUUGAAGCUUCUCACUUGGCCUUGAAGGAUGAAAAUAUGUUGGAUGAGGCUAGAAUAUUUUGCACUAACAAUUUGAAAAAUAUUAUUCCAAUGGAAAUGCCACUGCAUUGGAAGGUGGAAUGGUACAACACUAGAGAGCAUAUCUCCAAACAGGCAAACGAAAAAGAAGAAGGAGUGUCAAAAUUGAAGCUUCUUCAACUAGCUAAACUCAACUUCAAUAUGGUUCAAGCUGAGCAUCAGAAAGAUCUUGUCCAUAUUUUGAGGUAGAGUUUAAGUUUUAUGCGUCGAUAAUCAUUAAUUGAUCAUCUAUCUUUAUAAAGAAUAGUAGCAAUAGUUAACCUGCUAUCAUGCACAUGUUCUUGAACCCGUGUUUUCAUAUGAUCACAUGGAAGCAGCUUUUAUCACUUCCCUACUCCAAAACUUCCCUUCAAUAAAUAUAAAUUGCAUCCAACUGUGUUUAAAUUAAAUUCUCGAGAAAAGUAAUACACUCUGUUACUGUUGGGA